AUGCUUAGCACGACCCGAUUUGCCCGCUGUGCCGCCACAGCGGCCAGUAAGAAGUUCUCCUUCAGCGAGAAGAUGCAGAAACUACAGGCAGACCCCGAACACCCCCUUAGCGGUCCUGAGUACGCUUUCAUGCGAGAUCGUUUGGAAGAGUACAGGAAGCUGCAACAGGCGUACGCCGUGAAGCAGACGGAGGUGGAGAGGGCCCGGAAAGCAGCGAACAUGUGUGGACUUGAGUUCACCGGCAAAGGUGCUCGCAAGACGCCAUCCUCGUGA
Messenger RNA from Leishmania braziliensis MHOM/BR/75/M2904, 273 nucleotides. RefSeq lists its product as hypothetical. Bases 1 to 273 code for a protein of 90 amino acids. The record is from RefSeq and is a predicted model, not a curated record. The transcript has a single exon. Lineage: Eukaryota; Euglenozoa; Kinetoplastea; Trypanosomatida; Trypanosomatidae.